Molecule: messenger RNA, 467 nt
Organism: Rhipicephalus sanguineus (brown dog tick)
Lineage: Eukaryota; Metazoa; Arthropoda; Arachnida; Ixodida; Ixodidae
Exons: 3
Coding region: 67-381 (104 amino acids)
Source: RefSeq, a predicted model, not a curated record
AAACGACCACGGAUGUAAUUUUGGGAAGACAGAGAAGGGCUGCUAUAAUGGGUCCGGGCUCCGACAAUGGAAACUGAGCGUCUGGUCGCCGGAGGACCACCGGGCGAAGUGGGGCAUGACUACGGACGCCGGCCUCCUCAGGAACUCACGGGCUCCAAUUACCAGGCCCUGGCCACGGGACACGCUCACCUGCUAGGGACUAAGCCGCACGCACGCAGAGCCCCCACUCGCCAUCGAACCGGCAGCAGCAGCAGCAGUGACGAAGAAAUGAUAGACAUCACUGCAAAGCCGUCUGAACAACAGUCCAGGGCAUCGGGAGAUGCUAUGGCCACCUGUAGGGUUCAGGGUCCUUUGAAGCACAAACACUGUGGCUCACACUGACUCCUUAAUCUCAAUAGGCUCACCAGUCAUUGUAUGGAAUGGAUACAUUGGAUCAAACCUGGGAUAAAGUCAUGCCGCCCUGCGAA